Paramuricea clavata is the source of this 573-nucleotide messenger RNA. The record is from the annotation of a GenBank genome assembly. NCBI's taxonomy places the organism in Eukaryota, Metazoa, Cnidaria, Anthozoa, Malacalcyonacea, Plexauridae.
AUGCUAAUAGUUGGAAUGACAGGGAGUGGUAAAACCAAGUUUCUCCUUGACAUGUUAGAAACAGGGUACAAUAGAGUUUUCGAUUACAUUAUCAUUGUAUGCCCAACAAUAGAAUGGAACACAACUUACAUCAAUUGGAGCCACCUUAGUGAUCACGGGGUUAUUGAAAUUCCCUGUUCACAAGAGAUGAUCGACCAUGUUCUCAAGGCGGUGUCCACCAUAUUCCGCGAAACCAACAAUCUCAUCAUAGUGGACGAUUGCGCAGCAAGUCAAGCUGUAAAGAAAAGAUUCUCCAAACUGGUGCGCUUAGCAUUCUCCGCAAGACAUUACAAUCUAUCUGUCAUUGUACUUACACAAAAAUUGUCCUCAGUAGCGAAGCCCUUCAGAGAGAACAUUUCCAGGCUAGUCACAUUCUACAACCCCAGUCGCAAAGAUAUGAAGGUCAUAACAGAUGAUUACCUGAUUGGCGUACCACAGGAGAAAAUAGAGGAGAUGACAAAGAUACUGAGAGAUGAAAAGUUCACCGCACUGAAUAUACUACUUGUUCACCCAUACACUUACACUCUUCGCUAA